CCACUCUUCAAGGUCACGAUGGCAACCAAUGACGUCUCCAAGAACACGAAAGUUCCCGGUCAUGAAUUCAGCAAAAUUGUGGCAUCUCCCAUGGCCACCAUCACCGUCAAAUGUGGAAAACAGUACUACAUCCAUGAAAUACUGCUCGUUAAUGUUUCUAAAUACUUUUCCAAUGCGCUCGAGGGUAACUUUAAGGAAGCCUCGGAGAAGAAAGUUCACCUAGAGACUGUAGAGUCUGAUACAUUCGAGAGAUUCAGUUCAUGGCUUUACACUGGUACAUUCAAAACGACCGAGGUCAAGGAAAAGAGCGAGGUCAAGAAUGACAAUCACUCAGACAACAGUAAAAACUGCAAUGAUUGCCGAUCGGAACAGUGCAACAAUUUGUACCGGGAAUUACUAGACCUUUACAUUUUUGCUGAUGGACAUGCAAUCAAUGGUCUUCCCAACGCCAUCGUUGACCAAUUCGGUACGCUCUUUAUCACCCCAGGCACAGUGUUCCCUAGUGACGACUUGAUUCGUACGGCAUAUUCAAAUCUGCCCCAUACCUCAGGACUCAUACGUCUUUUGGUGGAUGAUCGAUGUCGCUGGUCUUGUAAGGAAGGUGAGGAGGACGAUGCUGAGUCUUCAGCAGAAUUACCCCUUGCGUACCUCCUUCAGGUGUACCUUCGCCAACCGGUCAUACUGGACCGCGUGAAAAAAUCGGAAAACCCGAAGCGUACCCUUCGUCUCGACAUCGAAGACUACCAUGACCACAGCGAGAACGACAGACACUAA
This is a messenger RNA of Aaosphaeria arxii CBS 175.79, 774 nucleotides long. RefSeq lists its product as uncharacterized. Gene Ontology annotation, molecular function: protein binding. Bases 19 to 774 code for a protein of 251 amino acids. The record is from RefSeq and is a predicted model, not a curated record. The transcript is spliced from 2 exons. Lineage: Eukaryota; Fungi; Ascomycota; Dothideomycetes; Pleosporales.